AGUGGACCAUUUGUUUUAAUAAAACGUGUAUCUAAUCCACUCUCAAAUUUCAUCAAACAAACCUAAUAUAAAAACAAGUGAAUUAAAUUAAAUUAGUCAAUUUUAAAAUGAUAAUUUAUAAAUAAUAUAACAACCCAGUGUCUGAUAAAUGUCUCUGAUAUUAUUGAUGAUUUACGCAGCUCAUUUGCAGCUUCACACUCUGUUAAUAUUCUCGCAUUAAUUUUAUCAUUAAAUAAAAUUAAAAAAUAUAAUAUAUAGAAAAUUUUAAACAACAUUUUUUAAAUUAAAUCAUCAAUAGAUUUACGUUUAUUUCUUAAUUUUUAAACAUGUGUUUAUUGCGUCGUCUUUUUUAUGUAUAAUGAAUAUGGAAAAGAAAUAAAAAGUGUCACGUCUUUGACCUUGUUUAUCUGAUAGACAUUAUUAUCUUGAAUUUAAAAGAAGGAGAAUGUUCGAGUGGGAAUGUAAAUGAUAAAAACAUUUGUGUGUUAUUAAAUACGACAAUGUAAUCAGAGAAACAGAUGUUUAUUUUCUUAUUGUUUUUCGAUAUUUUCAUUCAACCAGGAAAUAUUACGUUAUAACUAGAAUAAGUAAUAUAAUUUUUGCUUUUUAAAUUAUGCUUGUGUAAAUAAAGUAGUUUAGCUUUUUUAUGAUAAGGAUAUGGUGAUAGUGUGACAACAUUCCAAGUUGCUAUUAUAAUUAUUAAAAAUAAUUUCAAGAUAGAAUUUUUAUGAUGGAGAUUAAAGGACGUGUUGCACUUGUUACUGGAGCAGCAACUGGAAUUGGAAAAGCUUAUGUUGAAGAAUUGCUAAACAAUGGUGCAUCAGUAUCAAUAUGUGAUAUUAAUGCUGAAGAGGGUGAUCAAUUAGCAAGAAGUUUAUCAUUAAGACAUGGUAAAAAUCGUAUUUUAUUUUGUCCAUGUGAUGUUACUGAUUAUCCUCAAUUUGAAGAAUCAUUCAGAACGACAAUUGCAACAUUUGGUCGUUUGGAUAUUGUUAUAAAUAAUGCAGGAAUAAUGAAUGACAGAUUUUGGGAACUUGAAGUUGACAUUAAUCUUAAUGGUGUAAUAAGAGGAAUGUUACUGGCUCAAAGAUAUCUUGGUAUUGACAAGGGUGGUCGUGGUGGAGUUGUCAUAAAUACUGGCAGCAACACAAGUCUUGAUCCAUAUGUUAGUGUGCCAAUUUAUUCAGCAACAAAAUCAGCAAUUGUCAGUCUCACAAGAGCUUUUGGGGACAAAUAUCAUCUUGAUGCAACUGGUAUAAGUGUCAUGUCAAUAUGUCCAAGUGCAACAAACAGUGAUCUUGUUCGUGACAUUGGAAAACAAUUACUUGUUCCACGUUAUGAAGAUGCAUGGCGUCGUGAUACAGCAUCAUGUGUUAUUCAAAAAGCUGAACAUGUUGCCAAAGCACUUAUUCAUGUUUUGAAUAAUGGAAAAAGUGGAAGUGUUUGGCUUGUUGAAAAUGGACAACCAGCACGUGAAGUAAUCAUGACAAAACAAUAAAUUAUCUGCGCAUACUUAAAAAAUAAUAAUAUAUUAAUUAUAAUAAAUUUUCAUACCGUCUUGUAAACGCACAAAAAAAAAUUUAUCAAUAAUAUAUAAGAUACAUAAUAUACUUAAUCAAUUUUAAAAGAAAAUUUUUGUUAUACAAAUAAAUUUACAAAUUAAUUAUGUUUAGUUUUUUAUUUUAUUUUUUAAGUGUUUUUAUAUUUUAUAAUAACAUAUUGUGAUAUAAAUAAAAAAAAAAAAUAAAAUAAAAUAUCAUUGUAAUCGAAAAUAUUAAUAUAAAAUAAUAUUUUAUAAUUUUUUUUUUUUUUUUUUUUUAUUUGAAAAUAAUAAAAUUAAAAUGAAAAAUAAAU
Molecule: messenger RNA, 1854 nt
Organism: Aphidius gifuensis
Lineage: Eukaryota; Metazoa; Arthropoda; Insecta; Hymenoptera; Braconidae
Product: 15-hydroxyprostaglandin dehydrogenase [NAD(+)]-like
Exons: 7
Coding region: 728-1498 (256 amino acids)
Cellular component (GO): cytoplasm
Molecular function (GO): oxidoreductase activity, acting on the CH-OH group of donors, NAD or NADP as acceptor
Source: RefSeq, a predicted model, not a curated record